Messenger RNA from Castor canadensis (American beaver), 978 nucleotides. Lineage: Eukaryota; Metazoa; Chordata; Mammalia; Rodentia; Castoridae. The record is from RefSeq and is a predicted model, not a curated record.
AUGGCCAUGGAGCUCUGGAAUCACACCUUCCUGUCAAACUUCAUCCUUACAGGCCUGUUCAGCUAUUCACCAUCUGAUUUAUUUCUGUUUAUCCUGGUCCUUCUGGCUUCUGUGGCCACCCUGGCUGGCAACAUCCUCUUCCUCCUGCUCAUCCAUGCUGACAGGCGCCUGCACACCCCGAUGUACUUCUUCCUCAGCCAGCUCUCCAUCAUGGACUUGACCCUGAUGUGCACAGUGGUGCCUAAGAUGGCAGCCAACUUUCUCUCAGGCCAUAAGUUCAUCUCCUGGGGAGGCUGUGCAGCCCAGAUCUUUCUAGUGGUCAUGGUAGCAGGAGCAGAGUGUUUUCUCUUGGCAGUUAUGGCCUAUGACCGGUACAUGGCAGUUUGCUACCCUCUGAGGUACCCUGUGCUCAUGAACUGGAAGACCUGCUUUCUUCUGGUCUUGGCAUCCUGGGGGGGUGGGAUGGCUGACAGUGUGAUUGAUGUGACUAUGGUCUUCAGCUUCCCCUACUGUGCCUCUGUAGAGUUGGACCACUUCUUCUGUGAGGUCCCUGCCCUGUUGCGCCUCUCCUGUGCUGACACCUCCCUCUUUGAGGACCUCAUCUAUGCAUGCUGUGUGGUCAUGCUGCUGCUGCCCCUUGGGGUCAUUGUGACUUCCUAUGCCAAGGUCCUCACAGCUGUCAUCAGGAUGCACUCCACUGAGGGGAAACAGAAGGCUCUGACCACUUGUUCCUCCCACCUGACUGUGGUGGGUCUCUACUAUGGGGGAGCCAUAUUUAUCUACAUGCAGCGGUCUUCAACUAGGACACCAGCAGGCAACAGGGCCAUCUCCAUCUUCUAUACUAUCGUCACUCCUAUUCUCAAUCCACUCAUUUAUAGCCUAAGAAAUAGAGAGGUAACUAGGACCCUGAGGAAGAUGAAGGGGGAGGUGGGGAGUAUAGACAUCCUUCACACACCUGUUUCUUCCUUCUUCACUUGA